CCCUCAACGUUUUGCUGAUUUAGAAAUCUCGCGCCACUUCUUCGUCUUUACACACUCUCUCUGUUCCGAACCCCAGUCACAGCGGCGAUGUCUUCACAAUCUUGGAUUCUUCGUCUGAUCUUCAUCUGGGCUUCUGCAUCCCUCGUAUUCGCCAAUGAACGUUCCUUCUAUAUUGUUCAAAAUACUACACUGCAGCUAUCCCGUGGUUUGCCUGUGGGAAACUCUCCUGGUUCUAAGCCUGGUGCUAUUGUGGUUGUUGAACGAGUUCAUAUACAUGGACUGCCAAGGUUUAGAAACUUGAGAAAAUUUGCCCACUCUGUGAAAGUGAAGUUGUUGCCUGCAAAUUCAAAUGUUCGUCUGCCGAACAUUGAGAUUUGCUUCCAUAGGAAUGCAUCUCUUGCUAUGGGGAUGUGCUCACAAGGCCAGUGGGAGAAAGUUGUCACGGGAUCUUGGGUUCGAUCAAUGUCUCCUUUUGACCAUAAGCUCUUAGACAUAAGGACUUUAGGCUCAACACUGGAGAAUUUUGAGCUGUCUGUUGAAGAAGAAUUUUUUGCAUAUCGCAUUGUAUUGUUGAUAUUGGGUAUUACUUUGCUGAGCUCAGCAUCUUUUUUAAGCCAAUCGUUAGCAUUUUAUUAUAGCAGUGCAAUGGCAAUCGGAAUAAUUCUUGUGAUAUUGAUCAUUCUUUAUCAGGGAAUGAAACUUCUUCCAACUGGUCGGAGGAGUUCCCUUGCUAUAGUUUUAUAUUCAUCUGCUCUUGGUUUGGGGACUUUUCUCCUCCGUUACAUUCCUGGUUUGGUUCGUUCAAUCCUUACGGAGCUAGGAAUUGAUGAAGACAUGUAUAAUCCUUUGGCAAUAUUUUUGCUCACAUUUGUUGCAAUAGCCGGGGCCUGGUUAGGAUUCUGGGUGGUCAAAAAACUUGUGCUGACUGAAGAGGGAUCGGUGGACAUAAGCACUGCUCAAUUUGUUGCAUGGGCCAUAAGGAUUUUGGCUGCUAUUAUGAUUCUUCAGAGUUCUAUGGAUCCUCUGCUGGGAACAUCAGCAUUAUUAUGUGGAUUACUCGUUCCCUCCUUGAAAAGGUUGCUUAGAUUGAGAUUCCUCCGACGCUUGCGCAGGCAUUUAUUCAAAUCACCCAAGAAAAACAGGAGGAGAUCCCAGGUUUAUAGUUCAUCACCUUUUGACGAUGAAGAUGAUGAGGAUAUCGACAAUAUAGAGGACUCUACACUUUAUCGGCCACAAUGGAAAAGCUCCCCCAUGACCCCUUGCAAAUCUUCUGAACGAGGCUCCAAUAGGUCACUACCUAAAAGGCUGACAGAGGAUUUAUAUCCAUCCAUCAUACACACUACUCCUGAAAGAAGAAAAUAUUCACCAGCAGAAUGGAAUGCGUUCACAAAGAAGUCCACUGAAAAAGCGUUGGAGGAGCUUGUUGCAUCUCCUGAUUUCGGUAAAUGGCUAUCCAGCAAUGCAGAUAGGAUUAGUGUAACGCCCAACUCCGAAACUGAGCGGCGGCGCAGGUGGUUGUGGUCUUGAGCCACUUGGCAUUGUUUCACAAAAUGAUGAUAGCUUCAUCAAAGUAGCUUAGAGAAACAAAGAGGGUUUCAUGUCUGUCUAACAGUUGGUUCUCUUAACACAGAAAACAAAACCAGAAGGGAAAUGUUGUAGAUUAGAUGAGCUUUAAUGGUGUAAAUUUUCGUGAUUAGUAGUGUUUUUCACGGUUUAGAAUCUGUAGAUAUUCAUUCUCUAUGCUAGUAGUUUUUAACUUUUCUGUAGUUUUGGUUAUUUGAGUUUCAUAUUUGCUGUUCACUGUUGGUAAUUUGUAUGGAUUACAUUCAUCUCUGCUAUCUAACAUAACUAUAUAAACCCAUUAAACCGAUUGCAUCAGCUUGGGACUGUCAAGUUUUAGAGUUCAUUGGCCUUAUGGUUUUUAAUUUUUAUAGUAGUGUAAUAAUAAUACUAUUCAUUAUACAACAUUGUUGAUUGUCAUGCAA
Trifolium pratense (red clover) is the source of this 1985-nucleotide messenger RNA. RefSeq lists its product as uncharacterized. The record is from RefSeq and is a predicted model, not a curated record. NCBI's taxonomy places the organism in Eukaryota, Viridiplantae, Streptophyta, Magnoliopsida, Fabales, Fabaceae. The coding region runs from base 88 to 1527 and encodes 479 amino acids. The transcript is spliced from 10 exons.